Molecule: messenger RNA, 1862 nt
Organism: Nelumbo nucifera (sacred lotus)
Lineage: Eukaryota; Viridiplantae; Streptophyta; Magnoliopsida; Proteales; Nelumbonaceae
Product: protein REVERSION-TO-ETHYLENE SENSITIVITY1-like
Biological process (GO): regulation of ethylene-activated signaling pathway; response to ethylene
Cellular component (GO): Golgi apparatus; endoplasmic reticulum
Source: RefSeq, a predicted model, not a curated record
GAUUGAGCGAAAAUGGUUUGGAGGACAAAGCACGGAGCCGGAGGUCUGUUCUGUAGCGGCAUAGCGCUGUGACGUGUCUGUGACUCUGUGUGUGUGUGUAGACGGUCUCCUCCGGUAUGAAUAAAACAGUAAAAACCGGGUUGGUGGAUGAUCGGUGGCGGUGAAAACUGAGAACUGAAGCGGCUUAUCAUAUCACCUCACCUAUGCCUACGGCUACGAGAGUCUAUCCAGAUUCCAGAAACCUUUUUUGGUUGGUCGUUAACUCGUUACUCGUUAGUCUUCAAUAUGGUGUGUACGGAGGGUGAAGAGAAGAGGAGGCUCAGCAGCCGCCCAUCAAAUCCGGCGUCCGCCCCUUUUCAAAACAAAGUCAUACAAUUAAAUAUCAAACCAGAAAUAAAGUAACCCGGCGGUAACGUACAGUACGGAUUCAUGCACAUCGCGCGCUCUGUUUCCUCUCCCUCUAUCUUCCCCCUCCGCUCCAUCGGUGAAAGUGAAAUAAAAAGUAAAAUCAAGUACAAAUCUAAGCAGAUUCAUGCAAUCAGGUGGAGCAGGUCUUUCUUCUAUUUAAUUGCUGUCGAAUCCUAUUUCUUCUCUAUCAAAUGAAUCACCUUGGGAUCUUUUCCUUCUACAUAGAGACUCCAACUUCAUACCUUCUCCAGACCCAAAUAUCUUCGUCUUAAGUUCUAGGUACAGCGAGUUCUAGCAUCAUGCCGUGCAUCACAUAUGUUGUAUCAAGGGCAGCUCUUCUUCCAACUCGGAUAAAGAAAGACUAAUUUUUUCAUUUAUCUUGGAACAACCCCAUUAUUCAAUACUUAUGGGGAUGUAGUAGCUUGGCAUGAUCAUGUUUAACCGCUAAAUAUUGUAUAAAUCUGAAUGUACACAAGAAGAUUUUCUUUAAUGGAGCUGAAAGAAACCGAUAUUGAAGAUGGAGCUUCUGACAAAGUAAGGCUUCACCAAUUCUGGCCACUUAAUGAAGUUGAUCCCAAGAAUUCAAAAUUCCCAUGCUGUAUAGUUUGGACCCCACUCCCUGUAGUUUCAUGGCUGGCACCUUUUAUUGGUCAUGUUGGUAUAUGCCGGGAGGAUGGGGCUAUCAUUGGUUUUGCAGGGUCUAAUUCUGUCAACAUAGACAGUUUUGCUUAUGGUGGUCCAGCCAGAUAUCUUCAACUUGACAGGGAACAGUGCUGCUUUCCUCCGAACUUAGCUGGUCACACGUGCAAGCAUGGCUACUGGCAUGUGGAGCAUGGAACUGCAAUCACAUGGGAUGAUGCACUGCACUCAAGCAUGCAUCACUUUGAGAACAAAUCUUUUAAUCUGUUCGUUUGCAACAGCCACUCAUUUGUUGCCAAUUGUUUAAACAGGCUCUGUUAUGGUGGCUCCUUGGGGUGGAAUAUGGUUAAUGUUGGUGUUUUGAUUCUGUUAAAGGGGCGGUGGGUUGAUUGGAAGUCAGUCAUAAGGUCCUUCUUUCCUUUUGCUUUGGUGCUCUGCCUGGGAAUUUUGAUGGCUGGGUGGUCGUUCUUGAUCGGGUUUGCAUCCUUUUCUCUCCUCCUCAUUGGGUGGUUUUUAUUAAGAACUUAUUGCCUCAAGAGUUUGAUAGAAUGUUAGAUCUUUAGUCAUCAACCCAGAUUGUCCUGAUGGAAAAAACGGAAUGGAUACGUUUCAUUUCAUGUGUCUUUUAUUGGCAUGGUUAGGACCGAAAAAGGGGAAAAAGUAGUUACCUUCUCAUCUAUGUAUGCUAUAAGAUGCUUGUAGAGGGGACUAAAGUGAAUUAAGAACUCAACUUUGCUCCCAGGCACGCCUUUCUGUCUGGGCUCUUAGACCUAUCAAAGCAGUACAUGCAAUAAAUUAAAGUAACCAAUUUCUUA